Linum trigynum is the source of this 5833-nucleotide messenger RNA. The record is from the annotation of a GenBank genome assembly. NCBI's taxonomy places the organism in Eukaryota, Viridiplantae, Streptophyta, Magnoliopsida, Malpighiales, Linaceae.
GAUUAGUAGUAAGCACAAAAGUAAUUAACGAAGAACCAACUAAACGAUCCAAUUAUAACUGGACCGAACCGAUAACCAACCCUUCCUAAUCCCCAUUGAUGCUUCCUCUCUACCAACUGGGGGCUAAAAGUUAAUGGACUCCUGUAACAGACUGUCAUCAUCGGCCCAAGCAUAUUCCACGCGGCCGCCAUUAACAAAUGAAGGGAUGGGCCAAACGUGGCACCAAAGUAAAAGCCCAAACUCGUAGAAUACAAUAAAUGGGCCUUUCUCGUUUCUUGCCCAUUCCACCAGUCUUCUGUCUUCUCUAUAAAAUCUUCCCUAACUUCCACAUUAGUUUUUGCACCUUCCAAGAAACAAAAAUGUCGAGACUAGCCAUGCUCAUCAUCCUCAUCUUCAUUUCCAUGUCGGUCCUCUCAUCAAGCGCCCAACAACCACCACUCAAUUGGGCCAGAAGGCUCGACUCCGGCGACGGCCCGGAGACGGUCACCAACCUCCAGUUCUACUUCCAGGACCUUCCCGGCGGGAAGAACCCGACCGCGGUCCAGAUCGUCAAGCCGGCCUCCUCGGGGACCUCCAUCAACAGCUUCUUCGGGUCGGUCACGAUGGCCGACGACGCGCUGACCGAGUCCGCCGACGCGGGGUCCAAGAUCGUCGGCCGGGCGCAGGGGCUGUACGGCUUCGACAGCCAGAACGACCUCACGCUGAUGAUGUCGAUGAGCUACGUGUUCACGGACGGGCCCUACAGCGGCAGCUCCCUCAGCGUCAUGGGCCGGAACCCGACCAUGGACACGAACCGGGAGCUGCCCGUGUUGGGCGGGACGGGGCUGUUCAGGAUGGCGCGUGGCUACGCGCUCUUGAGGACGCUGUCGAUCGAUGCCUCGGGGGACGCUGUUGUGUACUAUAACGUCACGGUCCAUGCGCCGGCUUCCAAUUAUGCCAAUGCACAAAUAAUCUCUCCCGCCGGCGGCGGUGGAGGGGCACCGGCGCUGCUAAGGCGUUGAGUAGUAGUGGUUGUUCUUCUCCGAUGAUGGUGGCCGGCAACCGGUGGAUGGUUACUUUCAUAUUCCGGUUGUUUGUCGUGGCUUGUGGGUGUCGUCACAUCAUAUUCCGGUUGUUUUUACUUUCCCCGCAAUUAAUUAGAAAUGUUGUCUUGUACGUUGUUAAAAAGCAUUACAAUAGACAUGGCAAAUUACACUCGAACCAUUGACUCCACCUCAACUCGUACAAAGAGUAGAAGUUUUUAUAACUCGAAUGACCUGAAUCUGAUAACUCGUGAUUUUUUGGGUCGGGUUGGGUGGGUUAGCAAGUCGAUUCGUUGAAGCGGUUCCAUUUUAUAUAUCACUCCCAAAAUGAUAAAAUCACUCAUAAAUUGGUGAGAUGUCUAAAAAAAAUUCACAUGAAUUUGUAUGACAUGUUUGGAAUUCAAGGAUAAUCAAAUAUCAUGAGCUUCUUGUAGGAGCAUUACUCUUGGGAUUGUUUUUUGACGGUUUGCGCAAUAUAUAUUUCAUUUCAUUAGCAUGGGAGGAUUUGAUCAUAUGUUAAUUGACAUGUGUUAAGUAAACUAUUGUCAUACAUAUGUGAAAAUUUGUGUUCUUUAAGAAAAUAUGAAGCAUGUUUGAUAUUGUUUAUGAGAGCGCUCAUAACCCGAAAAGUCCUGUAACCCGACCUGACCGAAUGGGUUGGGUCAAUAUUUGACUUGAAAUCAACCAACCGAACAUGACUCGGCUCGUAACCGGAGGCCCCAACCCGACCCGAUUGUCAGGUCUACAUUACACUCUUUGUUUUGUUUGAUCGUUAAUAAUAAUGGUCUUUUUUUCUUUCUAGCUGUGGUAAAUGACAUUUCUUAAUGAUCUAUGUUUUGUGUUUGUGAUGGUACUCUAUCAAGUAUCAAUUUUUAACGGUUUAGAUUUAUUCGAAAAGAUCAAGUCAUCUAUGAAAUCUAAAAAUAUAUCCAUAAUAAUAGGAGGUUCCAAAAACAUACACAAUCUCCUAACGAGAAUCAGCCAAAGUAAUUAAAAACUUGGAGGAGUUUGGCCACAAGUGGCCGGAAACCAAUUAAGAUGUAAGACAAAAAUCUCCAUGGAGAUGGCAAAGAUGUAGUUGGAGAGAAGGUCCCAUUCUUUAGUCUUUUCUUUGCUUCAAAGGUUUCCACUAAUCCUCCAUUUAAGUAAACGGUGUCGGUGAAUGAAGCACUAGAGAGACGCAUUUCCGCCCAUUAAAUCAAAUGAAUUGUUUUGUAAAUUACAUAGCCCUCGUCACAAUCCUCCAAUAAUAUAUGGUAGAGUUUUGUGAACUUUUCUCCAUUUCAAAUUUCCUGCAAUGAGAGUGAAAGUAGGAAGGACAUUUUUGUCUUUACAAUUAAAUAUUUAUCUCAUAUAAAAUAAUUCUCCAUUUCAAAUUUCCUGCAAUGAGAGUGAAAGUAGGAAGGACAUUUUUGUCUUUACAAUUAAAUAUUUAUCUCAUAUAAAAUAAUAUCAAUACGAGGAUUCGAACCCGGGUCUCUUAAAACAAAGACAACAAUCACAACCAAUUACACUAAACAAAUUUGUUGUAUCUUUUUUAGUACAAAGCAUACACAAAGUUAGACUCUGAAAAUUGGAUGAAUUUUUCAUCAUGAUUACCAAGCCUACUAAGUCUACCGUAUAUAUUUUUAUGGUGCUUGAUACUUUAGUUUUCAUAGUAGCUAGAGUUUCAUGUAUUUUCUCAAUUUUAAUUUUUUUGCACUCGCCUUAAUUUUUUUGCUAAAGGUAGAUUGGUAAUUGGCUACCAUAGAAGAAACUAAUUAUGUUACUGCGUGUUGUAUCCUUGAAAUUUUCAAUUUAAAUUUAAAUUUAGUGCUUUUUUUAAUCUUUGUUCUUAUGUCUUUUAAGUUCCUCCAAAAUUCCCUCUAUUGUGCAAUAGUUUACGCCCCUUUCACUUUUCAAUACAAGGCCGCCUUUGAAAUCAAUCUUUUGGUAUCUCUUGGCACUACGAUUUUAUUAUUGGGGAUUUAAGCUAGGCAAGUAGAAGAUUUCAACUCCGAUAUCAAUCCAUGACAAUAGAAUGGAGUUCAAUAAAUGGAGUUGUAGAAGGAGGAUUAGAGAUUGAAUUUUUUAUUGAAACAUAUGUCUCUUGAGAUAAAAAUUUGGUUCUACAACAGAGAGUGGUGACUAUUGGACCUUUAGGUUUAUGGUUUUUGCAGCUAGGUCGAUUCUUUAUUCAACCUACUAGAACUGAUAGAUACGGAGUGUCUAAUUUUGUGCCUUAUUACGUAGAUCGAGUUUAUUAGCAUAUUGGAGGUAACCCUAAUUUUGUCGUUUGCUCUCAAGUUUUAUUGGUCCCCUCUUAAUUGAGUUGUUAGUAUAUAGUUGACUUGAAUCAACAACUCUUCAUUUCUUUUUGAUUAGUGGCAUAUUGUUGCUAAGGAGAGCAUUGAACCCUUUAUGUAGGAUUGUGAGGUUUAAAAUUGUGUUUCAAUUUUCAAACUAUCUAUGACGUGUGGGAAUUCCAAUGAGCUUUUGUACUCCAUCUUUCUUGACAAUCAACUAACCAAUAGCAUUUUAAUUGGGGCUUAGUUAUCAUUAUAAAAAUGAGAUCAAUCAUUUUUAUAUUUUAUAUUCUUAUUUCUCCAAAAGUUCGACCUAUACAUUCUUUAUUUAUAUAUCAUCUAGAUCGAAGAAUUGUCAAUAAAAUUAAACGGGUUGAUAGAAUUAAAUGUAACAUAAAAAUACAAAUAAUCAAAUAUGAACAUUCCGGCCAACGGGCCGGGUUAUAAGCUAGUAGUAAGAAAAUUCCUUUUAUGAUCACCCUACUUUCACUACUGCCUGGAAGAAUUUUGUAUUUAAGUCACUACUUAGAAUCCACAUUUGCAUAGAUUCCUAUCUUGUGAAAAGCUCUCCCGCCUUUGUAACUGUAGAAGUUGGACCAAACAUUUUUUUUUUUUUUUUACAAAAACUUCGUUACAAGGUGCUUCGAGACUUCUAUUUAUGCUAUUGCUAAGGUUGCUUGAGCUUAUGUUAUUUCGAUAUUUUCACCCUUUCAUGUAAGUCAGAGUAAUGAGUCAUGUUUGAAUCUCCUCCACAUUACCUGCUUUAGCUUCUACUUCACAUUCUUUUACCAAUUGGCAAUAGCAAUUAACAAGGGUAACUUUUCGAAAAACCAGGGAUCAUUUAGUAUUUGUUAUUCUAAAUGGUGUAUUGACUGAAUUUAUGUAGUGUAUAAAAUGCAUCGUUUUUUUGGUCUAAAAUGAUGUACAGUGCAUGCAUUGGUUUUUUAUAUUUGACAUAUCAAAUCUUCAUUUUGAAUGGUUUAGAAUCUCAACAAAAAAGAUAAAGAUUGUUGAGAUAGUUAGCUUGAGAUUGUGAUCUUGUUUUUCUUUGCUUUUGUAUUCCUAGCAACGAAAUACCUCAAAUUUUCCAUUCACUCACCAGCUCAAAAUAUGGGUAAAUAUGACUUUUCUCAAAAAGGUUACUUUCCCUCUUGAAUCUACAACACCAUAAUUACACAACCAAACAUGGUAAUCUUAAAAUUCACCCAUUUAAACAAUACAAACAUUUAUAAUGCAUACAUUUAUAAAAAUACAUCAAUUUUCAGAAUCACAAAUACCAAAUGACCUCUAAAGUAUUUAAAAGGCGUUAACAGACUUUUUAAUCUUGAAUCGGUGUGUAGAAACAAAUCAUAGUGAUCAUAUAGACACGAGGAAGAGCUUUGAUACAACUGCGGGAUACUUAGUCAACCAUACUAGGUUAAUUAUAGUUUGUUUGAGGGAUCUACUGAUGGAAUUAAUGAUAUUGUCUUAUUGUUAAGGAGCAUUACACUCUUCUUAUAUAAAAGCGUGCAAAGCAUCGCAACCUCAAAUUUAAAUAUAGUGGGGCAACGCGAUUGUACAUGGCCUAAUACAUAACGUUAGAUCGGGGAAAAAAAUCGGAACAUAACGUUAGCGAGUGUUAUGCCUUGUUAGCUAGUUAAUCUCCUAAGUAGUUACCUUCUUUAUAAAUGUGCAUGGAUGACACGCACAACCCAAGCACUCUCCAAAAGGGUGUGAAGUGAAAGUGAAGAAUAAGGGAAGCGUGUUGGUGUGUCGUGUAAUUUGGGUUCUGGAGUAGGGCCACCACAGAAGAUGAAUCAAGUUGUGCUUCGACCUUUCGAUGUCCUAGGCGUCAGGCCAUCUCGAGUCUCUCAAUGACGCUUCGUAGUUUGGCUCGGUAAUGUGAUAGAUCUCCAGGUUCAUGGCGGAGCUGACUUAAUUAUUCAAACAAGUUGAAUGAAGCUUAUGGUGCAUUGUAUUUGUUUAUAAUUUUUUUUUAGUAAAGUGAGUAGGUCUUCUUUGUUCUUCUAACAGUUGUAGAUGACAAUAUUUAAUGAUCUAUGAUUAUGUCAAUAUUUUGCUAUUUUGAACGGCUUAGAUUCGUUGGAAAAGACCUCAAGUCACCUAACUUGAAAAAAUAUAUGAAAAUUUUGAAGGAGGUCCCAAUAAUGUAACACAAUCUCUUAACGUGAAUGUAACCCAAAUUCGAGUAAAACCAAUAUGAGAUAACUUUUCGUUGGACAGAAAUCACGAAUUUCUUAUCGAUACGACGGACACUCGCGCCGAAGAGAUGCACUGCUCCAUUCGAAAAAUGGGUUUCCCUUAAAAGCGAUCAAGAUGAUAAGAAGAAGAGAGAGAAAAAACCCGCCCUGAACUAUGAGACUCUUAUCUCUGGGUUUCAUGGAAAACCUAUAUGGGAUACUUUUUUUUUGCAUGGAAGUUUAACCUUUGUAUUUAUCUCGUUACUCGUUUAUACUUGGAAGCAAGUAUCUUUUCAAAAGCUUGUCGUGCAACUGUUCAUGAUUCUAAUGAAACAAGGACUUAUCA